UGUACUGUACAGAAAUAAAGAGAUAACCUAUAACACUUCAACAACCUCAAUAAUUGUCUUCUUUUUUUUCAUUAAAAAAAAAAACCAACUCAAUUAUUCUCAUGUUCAAUCACAAUUUCAUCCUCUCUCUUUUUUGUGGUCUGAAUCUGAUCAUCUCUCUAUUUUAUCUGAUAACCCCUUUUUCUUUUCCUUCAUUGUUGAAGUAGAGCUUGAUUGUUGCAGUUUCUUGCAAGAAAAAAUGGAGCUUUGGGACAAAAACAUGAAGACAACAGAGGUUGUAUUUGAAGCAGUUUUGCCUGUACUGAAACUCCUUUCAAUGGCUUUAAUAGGAUUACUUCUUUCCCAUCCAAAAAUCCAAAUGAUUCCAAAGCCUACACUUAGGCUUUUGAGCAAACUUGUUUUCUUUUUGUUUUGGCCUUGUUUGAUAUUCACUCACCUUGGUCCAGUUAUUAGUGUUAAAAAAUUCAUUCAAUGGUGGUUUGUUCCAAUUAAUGUGGUCAUUAGUACCGCCGUCGGUUCGGUAUUGGGUUUUUUCGUGGCGUUAAUUUGCCGGCCGCCACCGGAAUUCUUUCGGCUAACUGUGAUAAUGACAGCGUUCGGGAACACCGGAAACAUUCCCCUUGCGGUAGUUUCAUCAGUGUGUCAUAAUGAAGAUAAUCCUUUUGGUGGUACAUGUUAUGAUGGGAUUGCAUAUGCUGGUUUCUCGCAAUGGGUUUCGGUGGUUCUUGUUUACACUCUUAUUUAUCAUAUGAUGGAACCGCCAUUGGAGUACUACGAGGUUAUCGAGGAAGGAACCGAAAUCGAGGAACUAACCGAUUUGCCUACGAGGAAUGAAAAUGAUCUUAGUACUCCACUUCUUAUCGAAGCAGAAUGGACCGGAAUCGAGGACCAACGGACCGAACAUUGCCAAACACCAUUAGUAGCAACUAUUUUCAAUAGCAUCUCUGAUGUGUCACAAUCCAAUAUCCCGGAUAUCGAAUCGAUUCGAGAAGAAAUGCCGAGUAGCCCCAGGUCAUAUGGGUGUUUGGCUGAGCCUAAAGUAGUUAGAAAGAUUAGAAUCGUCGUGGAACGUACGCCUAUCAAUCAAAUUCUUCAACCUCCAUUGAUUGCUACCGUGUUAGCCAUUGUUAUCGGGAUCAUCCCACAGAUAAAAGCUACGAUUUUUGGUUCCGAUGCUCCGUUGGAUUUCAUCACGGACAGCCUUGCUAUGAUCUCCGACGGAAUGGUACCCGCUGUUAUGCUUGUGCUAGGAGGAAUGUUAUGGGAAGGACCGAACGAGUCGAAGCUCGGGCUUCGAACAACAAUUGGGAUCGUUGUCGCUCGGCUUUUGAUACUUCCAUUGGCUGGGAUCGGGAUAAUCUAUUUGGCCGACAAAUGGAAUUGUUUGAUUGCCGAUGAUUCGAUGUACAGAUUUGUUCUAUUGAUGCAAUAUGCAACGCCGAGUGCCAUAUUGCUUGGUGCCAUUGCGAGCCUGAGGGGGUAUGCAGUGGGGGAAGCUUCGGCUCUUUUAUUUUGGCAGCAUGUGUUUGGUUUGGUCUCUAUUUCAGUGUAUAUAUUCAUCUAUUUCAAGUUGCUGGUUAAUCUUUUCUAAGGUAGUUCCUAUAUUUAAAAAUUAUACCUUCAUAUUCAUGUAAAUCAUGUAUUUUUGCCGAGUUGAGAGCUUAGCUUCCCCACCCCUGCUUUUCUCUACUUUUAUCUACUUCGAAAACAGGUUUCGAGGUUGAAGUUUUUCUUUUCGGGGAAUAAUGUAAAAUUUUGGUAAUUAGAUACGCUUAUCUUUUUGUUCACGUUAA
Molecule: messenger RNA, 1793 nt
Organism: Gossypium arboreum
Lineage: Eukaryota; Viridiplantae; Streptophyta; Magnoliopsida; Malvales; Malvaceae
Product: protein PIN-LIKES 2-like
Exons: 1
Coding region: 239-1591 (450 amino acids)
Biological process (GO): endoplasmic reticulum to cytosol auxin transport
Cellular component (GO): membrane
Source: RefSeq, a predicted model, not a curated record